Messenger RNA from Anguilla rostrata (American eel), 6642 nucleotides. It is a transcript of the gene adra1ba, whose product is annotated as adrenoceptor alpha 1Ba. The record is from RefSeq and is a predicted model, not a curated record. Gene Ontology annotation, cellular component: plasma membrane. Gene Ontology annotation, biological process: positive regulation of cytosolic calcium ion concentration; regulation of vasoconstriction; cell-cell signaling. The transcript has 2 exons. NCBI's taxonomy places the organism in Eukaryota, Metazoa, Chordata, Actinopteri, Anguilliformes, Anguillidae. Bases 811 to 2409 code for a protein of 532 amino acids. Gene Ontology annotation, molecular function: alpha1-adrenergic receptor activity.
AUGUCAACCUAGUGAUAGAUUCUGGUGAGUUAUGAGAAGCUAUUUUACGUCGAAUCCCAGUUGUUUUGUGCAUUCUAAUCCCGCGACAUGGUCUCGCUACUCUGACUGUGCAACAAGUUUAGAUCAGAAGCUCGCCUUACCCGAUUCUCUAAAGAACAGACUACGUGAGCAGGGGUUGUGUGAUGUUUUGCGAAAAUCACGCUGAAUGAAUUUUCUCCGAGUUAUUUUCUUUUGUUUUUUUAAUGUAUUGAGCCAGUAUCGCAUAGCCUGCACGACGAAAAAUGGUCUGCCCGUCUGUAUGGCUCGUUGAAACUCUUGGGGGGGGGGGGAUGUAAGGUUUGCGCCAUGAGUUCUUGAGCCGUGACUGCAAGCUCCCGACACUUCAUUCAUGUCAUACUUCUCUGUCGGCGAUUGGGAAUCAGACUGAGCUCACGAGCGCAUUGGCGUUUUAUGAACUGCAGGAGGGGUCAUUUUCACUGUCGUUUGGCUGAUUGGGUCAAUUCGACGGCGAGCACUGCGGAGUGGAGUUUUGAGACGACCGGAGCUUGGAGAUAAACAGACGUUUCUAGUGCUGCGGCGAUAACAGAAGAUAAUAUACAUAUGUUUUAUGUUUGCGUAACAGGAAAAAAACUAUUUUAGAUUAUUUAUGUUUUCCCUUUCUCGUACCACGUUUCUGCUAAUUUCAGUCGUGACAACAAAAUUAUGACUACAUGUAUCAAGAGCGGAAAUAAGAAAAGCUGACUUAAUGGUGCUAUAGUUUUUUUCUUUUGUCUAAUAUAUUGUGUGCUAUGGAGGAACUCUCGUGUCAAAAUGAGUUUGGACACUGAUGAUGCUGCGAACUCGUGGAGAAACGGUUCUGCGGAACUGUACACGGCGGCACCGCUGUCAGCCAACGAUUCCAACGUGACAACGGGCAAUGAGAGCGCGUUCGUUCCCCUGGACCUUACACGGGCGGUCCCUCUGGGUAUGGUACUGGGUGCUUUCAUUAUAUUUGCGAUCGUUGGCAACAUACUUGUCAUUCUAUCGGUGGUGUGCAACAGACAUCUGCGCAGCCCGACGAACUAUUUCAUUAUCAACCUAGCCAUUGCGGACCUGUUGCUGGGCACCACCGUGCUGCCCGUCUCCGCUACUUUGGAAAUCCUGAAUUACUGGGUGUUCGGGAGGAUAUUCUGUGACAUCUGGGCGGCCGUGGACGUCCUGUGCUGUACCGCGUCCAUCAUGAGCCUGUGCGUAAUCUCAAUAGACCGUUACAUUGGGGUGCGCUACCCGCUGCAGUAUCCGACCAUUGUGACGGAGAAAAGGGCGCUGCUGGCGAUGCUCGGGGUGUGGGUCCUCGCGGUGGUCAUCUCUAUCGGACCUCUGCUUGGCUGGAAACAACCUCCUUCCCCGGACGAUACGGUUUGCCUCAUCACCGAAGAGCCAUUUUACGCACUAUUCUCGUCCCUAGGCUCUUUCUACAUCCCCCUGGCUGUGAUUCUCGCCAUGUACUGCCGGGUGUACAUAGUUGCUAAAAGGACCACAAAGAACCUGGAGGCUGGAGUGAUGAGGGAGAGGAGGGAUUCGAACGAGUUCACGCUCAGAAUCCACUACAAAGGGUCGCAUCUUCACGAGGACUGCGGCGGCGCUGGGAAGGGUCGUGGGCAACCGCCGAGGUGCUCCCUAACGGUCAAACUGCUGAAAUUUUCCAGGGAGAAGAAAGCUGCUAAAACUCUUGGAGUCGUGGUGGGGAUGUUCAUUCUCUGUUGGUUGCCGUUCUUCCUCGCGCUGCCGAUUGGGUCUUUCAAUGCCAACUUGCGUCCGCCGGACAAAUUCUUCAAAGUUAUCUUCUGGCUGGGCUACUUCAACAGCUGCUUGAACCCCAUCAUCUACCCCUGCUACAGCCGGGAGUUCAAGCAAGCCUUCAUCCGCAUCCUCCGCUGCCAGUGCCGGAGCAGGAAACGCCCAGGCUGGAAGGCCUACAAGUACCGCAGCUGCCACCUGCACGCCUACGACCACGCCCACAAGGACUCCGCAGACAACAACUCCGCCUGCUUGAACGGCAGCCUGCGCACGCUGGCCUCCGCCAACCCCAGCCCCAGAGAGGGGCGCCGAGGCGUAGAGCGCCACCUGGAGCUCGGGAGGUUUCAAGGCUGGGGGCUUAGCCCCUCCCCCUGCCCCUCCCCUUGCCCCUCCCCCUGCCCCUCCCCUUUGCCCGGGAGCCGCUUGGACCAUCAGCAGGGGUCCCUAAGGGGGGCCUUUCUCCAGGGAGGGAAGAACCCGAACGGGACGAACUCGCACCCCCUCCGAGGCCACCAGGACAAGCGGCCGGGCCUCGCGCUCUGGGCCAAACUGAGGGACAGGGGCGGGGCGUGGGGCGAACCGAGGGACAGCAUCCCAAACAAAGACGUCCCCUCGAGUCCAAUCGGGUGACGCGUCCGCGAUGAUGUCACCGCCGUGUGUGGGUGCACGGUACCGGGGUGGCACCUUUGACGCUUCGACUGUCAGCGGCCGCUUUUUGUCCCGCUGCUGUGGAACAAUAAAGAUCCCACACCCAUUUUGUGUGUGUUCAGAUGCAUGCCAUUAAAUGUUGGAUCCAAGGGACGUGGGACCAGUGGCCCCCAGCCAUUGGUUAAGAACUACGAAGGGUCAGGGGUCAAGGUUCAUGGGUCAUGGCAAGGAUGUACAGCUGUGCUGAAGCUGUGAGCAAACUGGCACUCGGGCUCCACCUGGCUGCUGUCUACCUGUGAGCAUCACAGGGACAAUAAGAUGUGGGCGGAGCAUUGUUCCUUCUGAAACAGAGCAGCAAGCCAAGAUCACAGAUCGCAGCCCACAAGCAGAUGUGUAAAAGACAUAACAUGGACCUUUCAGAGCCUGCAUGUGCCACCAUACACAGAAAUAUUUCUAGUGUAAAACGAGCUCUGAACAGUGUUAAAUUAACAAUAACGCCAUCCAGUAGGGACAACAUGUACUCUAUUAGUAUUAAAAGUACUCAGAGGAGAUUUUACGCUGAAAAUUUUGCUGUGUAGUUCCAGCUCUACUGUGGAAAAAAGGCAUGACGUUCUAUGUAGAGAUACCUUUAUCAUAUGCUGCCCAGUAGUGAUCAGGGUUUUCAUGCUGAAAUAACAAAUUGGACAGUGGUACUUUAAAGUUCUUGAAUGUACUUUUUUAGUGUUAUUGGUGAUAAUCUAUCAAAGCUUCUUGUCCCGUUUCUCGACCCGUUUCAUAUAAAUAAUGGCAAAAAUAAAUAAUAGAAACUGAUCCUGAAUUUAAAUUCUGAUUCUGCUCUAAACAGUGCUUGGAUUGGGGUUGAAGACGCUGAACCUGGAACAGAAUUAAUUGUCAGGAUAUUGAGGUAAUUUAUGUAUUUGUUACUGACAGUCUUUAACUAUCAGUCAUGAUAUAGAUUACUGUAAGUGUCUAUGCAGGUCUGAAAAGAAUAUGAAAAGAAUAGGCACAAUGAUCAACCAAAUAAAAAUGUAUAAAAAAGGUUUUAAAAUGACAAUUCUAAUUUUGAAUUAACUUUUAAAAAGGCUUGAUGUCUAGGUUUGCUCAACACAAUUGCACAAUACCUGUCCGAUCAUUUUCUCUUGGUCGUACUACUAGUUUUUUUUUUACAGCUAUAAAAUAUUGGGAAAAAUGAACACAACUUCCAAAUAUAUCCAAUGGACAUGGUUUAUAUUCCUGUUUUCUUUGAACUGACUUAAGCCAUUAGCCAACUAUCAUAACUCAAAACUAAGAAAACACUUAUACAUUAGUUUAUACGCAUUCCUCAAUAUUACUUUUAAAUAUUCAGGUUGUGCUACCUUGACUGAACCCUUGAAUGCAGUCCCUGUAGAAAAACAGUAACAUUAAGUCCUUUUUUGGCUUAAAACACACUUUCUGUAGCAAUCUGUCUUCUCGUGUUGCUAAGUUAACCGGAAGAGUACAAGUCCAUGUUUUUAAUUUGUACGCAGAUUUAUUCCAACUUACAUCAAAAACAUCUAAAUAAUAAUUUGGCCUGGCCUGACAAAAACCCAAUCUGUUGUCAUGAAAUAAAGUCCAACUUGGCCCAAAGCCAACUCAUACCUUGGACUACCAUGUGGUUUGCGCCAGCUAGUCCGGUCUUUGCCUACUGUACAGUUUUGUUUUGUUUUCAUGGGACCUUGAAAGUAUUUCAAAAAUCCUUGAAUUAGUUAAUGGUUGAGACCCAGUGAUGAGCAGUGAGAGCAACAUAUACUAUUACUGUUAGAGCAAAUAGCGUAGACUGUGUUGUAUCCUGAGGAGUGGACAGACAGCGUUGUAUGUUGACAGUGUUGUAAUGACAGAGUGAAUUGACAGUGUUGUAACAUCAGUGUGAGCAGACAGUGUUGUAUCUUGACAGUGUUGUAAUGAGAGAGUGAAUCGACAGUGUUGAAACCUGAGUGUGAGCAGGCAGUGUUGUAUCUUGAUAGUGUUGUUAUGAGAGAGUGAAUCGACAGUAUUGAAACCUCAGUGUGAGCAGACAGUGUUGUAUCUUGAUAGUGUUGUAAUGAGAGAGUGAAUCGACAGUGUUGAAACCUGAGUGUGAGCAGGCAGUGUUGUAUCUUGAUAGUGUUGUUAUGAGAGAGUGAAUUGACAGUGUUGAAACCUCAGUGUGAGCAGACAGUGUUGUAUCUUGACAGUGUUGUAAUGAGAGAGUGAAUCGACAGUGUUGAAACCUGAGUGUGAGCAGGCAGUGUUGUAUCUUGAUAGUGUUGUGUGAGUGAAUAGGGAGAGUAUUAACCUGACUGAACACAGUGUUUUAUUCUGAAGGUCAAUGGACUGUGAUAUAGAGCAAAGGACAGCUGGAUGGAGAGGACCAGACUGUCCUUUGAUGGCAGGUUGAUUUGUUCUUCGGCACAAAAAGCCACAGAACUCGCAUUCACAAGUGGAAAAACAAGAGUGCCAGCUCUCUGCUCAGCUCCAACUGUGCCCAGCUCUAGAGGAGUAUAACGCAAGCAGAAUGUCUUAUUUAUUAUGUUAUUGCUGUAUCUUGACAAUGUAUGUUUGUUAAACAGUGAAUCUUUGGUGACUAUAUAUGGGUUCCCGGUCAUUCAAUCACAAUAAAUGAGUCAUGGAGUGAAUAGAUCCACUCCAAUUGUGUCCUCUUCACUCUGUUCUCAGAAAUAGGCUACAUCAGUCAAUCCAUAAUGUCUCAAGACAAGUCAUGGGGCGUGAGGUCAUUUUAAUGCAUGCGGUACUUUGGAUCCGAGAGACAGACAAUGUUCUCAGAAACAAAAGCAAUCUGAUUAAAAUCCUUUGUAGAAACUGUGGGGGGAUGGGGGACUGUUCAGUUCUUCUGCAUCUAUAGAAAAUCUGCCUUCAACAAAUGUUCGGAUGAAGCUAAAGAUUGAAAUGUUUGUUUUUUGUUGUUGUUGUUUCGGUAUCUUUGGCAUCAUUUAUUUAAGAAAAAAGCAUUCAGGUGUUUUGUAAAUAUGGUUUCUGAAAUAAUUUUACUGCACACCUGUUAUAAACCUUGCAGGAUGAGGUCAAAGCACCAACACCUUUUUAAAUUGUAAGGCUUUUGUUGUUUGUUUGUUUUGAUGGGCAGAUAAUUUGCUCGAGACAGUGUAGUUCUAUGAUUGGAAGGCAGGAACUGUGACUGGUCCAUUCGACUGUCCAUUAAAUGAGCCUUCUCACCCUUUGUCUCAACCUGUGGUUGUGGUUGUGUCUUGUUUCUGUCUUUAAACGCAUCCCGCAGACAAACACCUGUUUCCCUCAGUAAGGGAUGUUGUAAUCUUCAGUUUUCCAAGCUCCUCUCUGAGACCAAGCAACUAUACAUUGGAACAGGAAAGAAUACUUUCAUAAGAAACCUUGUCACUACCUACUUGCACAAAUAAAGGUCUUUCACCUAGAAAAAAUGUAGGUUAGGAGAAGGUCGAGCUGGAAAGAAGAUGGUUGAGAUAGCCACCAUGCUGGCAAGGCUCGCAGGCUAGUUUGGUACAGACAACGAACUAUCACCAAAUUCCAGAUGGUAUCCAGCUGGAGCAGAAGCUGGUUCCAGCUAAGAUUCCAUCUUAGGAUGGUCAGCUGGAAUUUCCACCAGGGUGGUCUGAUGUCCUUCUCCCACUGAGUCCUAGUCCAAGAGUUUGGUUCCAUCCAUGUUUCACCUGCUAAUGAACAGGAGGAAGAUGAGAAAAAAAUAUCAUUAAGAAAAAAGGCUCCUCUGAAACAUCAAACAGCCUCUGUCGUAACCCAGGGCUGCCAUGGAAACCACCUGGAAACCAUGGUUCCCUGUGGCGAUGUCUCCAAACGAGUCACAGGUGUGCCUCCCCAACGGGACCCAAUGAUGAGAUGACCUCAUCUUCCGUCAUCCUUCCCGUAUCCUGCCUGGCGUUCUUUCGCAGAGGGAGGGAGAUGGAGACAGAGAAAGAUAUACGAUGAUGAAACAAGGUGAAAGGAAGGAAAGGGUGUAUGUCUGUGGUGGGGAGGGGGAAGAGGGUGGUGUCACUGCGUUUUCUAUUUGUUUCUUUUCAUCAAUGUUUGGCAUUGCCCCCAAGCACUCUGUAAAAAAAAAAAUUAUAUAUAUAUAAAUAUCAUAUAAGGUUCAUGUAUUUUAUAGUGUGUUCUGAAAAACAAUUUGACUCAUAAAUUAUUAUUAUUUGGCUAUCAUAUGUUUUUGGAAGUAUGAAAGGUGGUAAUAAAAUGGAUUUUAUGAAAUUAUAA